AUGCAGGUGACGACUUCCGAGGUGGUCAAGCCCGGGAGGAGGAAGACCCGCAAGCCACGGUCGCUGCUGCUGCUGCUCAAGAGCUUCGUGGGGCUGCGUGUGCGUAUUGACUUAAAGAACGACUCAGUGGUCGAAGGCGUGGUGCAGGAGGUCGUCAAUGACAUGGACUUUACGCUCUUAGAUGCGUGCGAGACAAAGCCAACGGGAGCUACUGUGAUGCUGGACGAGGUGUUUGUCAUGGGCAAGACGGUGCUAUGCGUGCACAUUCCCGACAAGAUCAAUAUCUCCCACCAUUUGCAGCAAUACACCCGAAUGCUGUGGCAGAGUGCAACGAUGUAUACAAGGGCAAAGCGCACAUCAAGCUCGGUGCAGUAG
Molecule: messenger RNA, 375 nt
Organism: Peronospora matthiolae
Lineage: Eukaryota; Oomycota; Peronosporomycetes; Peronosporales; Peronosporaceae
Source: the annotation of a GenBank genome assembly